GACUUCCAUUCCUCCCUUUCUUCUCUUCUUCCUUUCUUUCUUCCUCCCUCCUUCAAUGUUUCUACCUCCCUUUCUUCUCCUUCCACUCUCCCUCCCUCCAGCUAUGACAAGCCAGAGUUCAAGGUGGUAGAGAAAGAGAAUGGGGUCGACAAGCCAUUUGCCACUAGGCAUCCUCAGUGACAAUAUAUGAGAUGUAAUGGGUAUCUAGAGGUGGAAUGAAACCAAUACUAUGCUCUAAGAUGUCGCCAUGGGAGCAAGACUGGGAAGAACGAGUCCCUACAUGCAUAGCUGAGGCUGAGAAUGCACAUAGGUGGUGGCGGCGUGCUGACUGUCCUGAAAUGAGCUAAGGAAUACAGCCCUUCACUGACCACUCUGCCGAUGAUAAAGGCCACUAGUAGGUUGAGUCUACAUUCAGUGCUUCACCCAGGAGUUCUUGCAAGAGGAUCACGGUCCCAUGAUGAGGAAAUGAUUACCAAUACUUGGCCAGCCCUGCACUCCUCUGCUGCUACUGUGUGUCGCUGAGCAAGCAAGGCUUGGAAGAACAAAGAAAAAGGACAGAAGAAGGUUCCUGGUUCAACCAACAGCUCUACUACUGUCCUGUCACUGGCCAAUAACUAUGGAGAGCCCUAGUGGUUGGUGCCCCUCCCUGGACUCCUACCUUGUGUGCCCCACACACUUAUUCUGUGACUUUCCCCUCCUCUCUUCUCUUACAGGCUAGUGUGUUCCUUUCUGACUGAUGAUAUACGGAGGCUUGUGUAUUCCUAACUACUCGACAUUGAGCCUUCCUCCUCCUCCUCUUCAUCGUCAUCUUCGUCGUUUUCGAGCGUCCACGCUUUCUUUCUCUCUUCCUCCAUCUUUUCCCUCUCCAACUCCUCGUCCUCCUGCCGUUGUUUACGCCAUGCCUCGAGGCGUCCGCGUCUCUUCUGCAUCUCCUCUUCCAGCCUCUUCCGCUCCGCUUCAACUGCAGCUAUGAUCCCCUCUUUCUCGGUCUCCAUUGUUUCACUUCCGCUGUCCGCCUCCUUUUCUUUCUCUUUUGUCACCACAACCCGAGACACCGUCACUACUUUUGGUUUUUUACCGCCGCCAUCUUCUUCCUUUCCCCCCGACCCAUCUUUAUCCCUGCCCUCCUUGUCUUUCAUAUCGGUUACUUCACCAUUUGAUUUCGACUCAGCCUGAGACCGCUCCUUCUCCUUGUACUGCUUAUCUCGACUUCUGUCACCGCUCCUACUCCUGCAUAUUUUACAAGGAAAAUAGCAUACAUACAUGUAUGUAUGCCACAUUGAGAAUUGUAAGUGCUUGGUUUGAAAUUGUAGUACAUAAAGCAUGUCAGCACAAAUUUUGCAGGCUUGAAUCUUACAAAUUGUAGCACACACUACUCUAAACAAUGUGCUCAAAACGCACCUGGAGCGAGAGCGGCUCCUCCUGCGUUUCUUGUCUCUGCUCCUUCUGACUCUGUCUCUGCUCUCAGACCUCGACCGAUGCCUGUGCCUACACAUGUCAAAGAAAGAAAAUUGCAAAGUAACAACCGUAUAGGCCAACGAACAUCACUCUUAAAUUUCUCAAGUAUACAUAAAAAUCAGUUGAAUGUUGUAGCCUAAAAUUUAAGUCGCUCAGAGAAAGAUGUUUUGCUGUUUGUAUGCUUAAAAAGUUGCUAUUCAAAGGAAAACCUCAAUGAGUAAUACAGAGUCAGAUUCAGUAUUGAGAGUUAUGGAAUCACCUGUCUCGACUGGGACUUCGCGACCUCCUCCGCCUCUCUCUCCCCCUUCCCCUGUCUCCCCUCCUCUCCCUCCUCACCUCCCCCUCCUUCUUCUCCCGACUGCCUCGUGUUGCCCGGCUCUCUGACUCACUCCCUUCUUCCCCAGAUGAGGCAGAUGGGCUGGACUGCUUAGUUGGAGAAUCCGCUUUAUCGUUUCGACGAUAGUGUCGCUCUUUCCUCUCUUUCGGCAUGGCGAUCCUAUAAAACAGCAACACAUACUCCCAACGCAAACGUAAAAGAACACAGCAGCUACAAUACAACGCUUUUAGCAAGUUCGGAAGACGGAUACAGACGAUAAGAGCACUAAGACCACGAGACACUGCUAGGCUCACCUUUACACUUGUGUGUAUCUCACUCUCCUCUCGAAACAACCGCCACACGUUGACCGAACGUUAUGUCAGUGGCAAAGGGGUUAAAGUUUUGUCCGAUAACCCUUCCUCUGCGGAAUUCAAUGUCGAUAGAACCAGCUGUGGAAGAUCAACUUUUUUACGUGUGUAGCAGCGUUUGCUGCAGUCGUACGCCUGCUAUUGAGCCUUCACUAUGUGGAACCUGUCUAUUAAUGAAGAUAGGGUUCACUUGGUCAGCAGGAAACCGCCCCAGAACCGUCUCUUCCAACAGUAUGACAGCAGAGAGAAAGUGUUAGUUCAGCUCUCCGCCAUUCGGUGUCUCUACUGCAGCUUUGUCCCGACACAAUCGGACCUCGAUAGAUGUACGUGAUAUUUCCUAUCUUUGACACUCGACUGUGUGGCUAUGUAUAUACCUAGCAGCUAAUGGCGCAGAUUUCAAGACGUUUUCACUGGAAGUUGUACAUUUCUUCUCAUGUCAUUCUCAGAGCCUCUGGUGAACUAUAUAGUCUCAAUGCAUGACGCUCAAUGUAUAUGUAGCUCUACUUGGAAAGUCGUGACCAGUUUAUUAGUUUUGCUGCCAGCAAGGCUCUUAUAUAUGUGAUGCUGUACUCCGGAGUGGAGGCACAUAUGAUUGAAGAUAUUUUCAUCAAGCUUCAGGCUCAUACAGACACCCAUGGGGCAGUAUACUGCUUACAGACCAUCCGAGAAUUUCUCAAGAUCUCUCGCAAGAACAAUCUUAAACUCACCAACCGAACAAAAGUUAGUAACCAGUCUACAGGGGAUUGUCUGAGGAUCAUAUCAUGCAAUGGCUACUGGAAAUCAACACUGCAACUAUUCCUCAAUACACACAGCAGAGAAUCUCGUAUGAAUCAGGGACUUCAGCAAUCUCUCGCAGAGUUCUUAUCACUCACUACCGAACUACUUUGCCACAAAUGUGAAGAUGUGUCCACCUUCUCUGUUACCAGAAGUAUUUGCCACCUCCAGGAGUUCAUAGCCAGUAGUCUGCAGCCUCUUCUCUCUCUUGCUGAGAAUUUCGCGAGCGUGUUUAUUUUAAAGAGGUUUAUCGAUGUGUUGCUAAAGGUGAAGCAGGUUUUCUCUGCAAAAGAGGUUUCCUCCGUAGCUCAGGUUCUUACAAAGCUAUUCAGAAUACCUCUAGCCCAGUCUGUUCUGUGUGAGUGGCUAGAGAGACAUGCCGAACUCCUUCAACUGACGCUUUCCACUAGACCACAUCUUGCAGAGGAUAAUAUUUGUCGAAGUGAAAUUGAACUAGUUGACAUUUCAGUGAGAAAGACCAUUCUCUUGGUGUUUGAAUCUGUUGCUAGCCUUCUCAGAAAGAGCUCCUUAUUGCUUCAACCACAAGAACCACCUUCAAAUGACUCUGCUAGUACUGUCUGUCUCUAUGGUGAGGAUCUGAGUGGGGUGUUGUGUUCUCUGUGGGAGCUACUGUCAUCGUGUGUGGCUCUGGACCACGGUAUGACCCAUCACUACACCGUGGUCCUCUACCAGGUGGUGUCUGACGAAGACAGCUGCCUUGUUCACACCCUAAAGGCCUCUACAUCAAUCUUUAGACUCGCCACUCAAAAUCCAGCUAUACUGGAGUCUGUUCCUGGUCUAAACACGUUUGCGGCUGUUGCUAAUGCCCACUCUCUCUGGCUCUGCUUCCUCGAGAGAACUGGCUUUGACCACUCCAUGCUGCUGGACCUCAUCUUGACCCCCGAGAUUGACUUCUCCUCUGCUCUCCACGGCUAUCUGACGCUAGUCUGUGAGGAUUGGAGUGGGUUUGAGAAGGCAGCCAGUGACUCUACCCUGUUGGGUUCUCCGAUGGAGAGAGAGGAUAUCGGAGAUUAUUCUACUCCGUCUUCUGAGCUGGAAGAUGAAGAGGCCAUGGAGGAUUAUCCGGGCUUUGAGGAAACCCCUGCACUAAUAGCUGUGAAGCCUUCCCCUUCAUCUGUGGAAACACUUGAAAGAGAGGAUGAACCCAAACAAAUCACUACCUCUAUUAUGACAGGGGCACUAGUGGACUAUUCCUCUUCAUCUGAAGAGGAAGAAGCUGCAGUGGCUGUUGGUCCUCCAACACCUCGACCGUACAAAACCCCCCCUUUUCCUUUCAAGACGCCACGUUUUUAUCCUGGUGAUACAACAAUAGCUCAAACCGCCUCUAUUCUUCCAACCAGUGUACCAAUACCUUCUCCCCCCUCCUCUCUCCGUCCAUCUUCUUCUUCUUCGUCUCUGUUAGAGCAGGUGAUGGGUUGCCUGAUAAGACUCACAAUGUCACUGGAGAGACUGGGCCGACUGGGCAAGAGUGAGCUUAUACCACAGACCAUUGCCAGCACGCAACUCAUCUCUACCAUUCAAACAGCAGAGGAACUCUAUGAGAAAUUAUGACACAUACAUGCUUACUUUUUCAUGCUGUACUAUAAUUUCCGCACGCAACAAGUUGUACAUUAUUAGCAAGCGAACGUGAGUUUGGUGUUUUCAGCAUAGACGUACAGUCUAUGAUUUCAGAUUGUAGUUGCAUAGUGUUAUGAUGUGCUAUAUAUUCACUUCGUGCAAUUGCGCAAUUCAGACAGCUAUGUAGGCACAUGCGCACGGGCUUGCUUUGUAUGACCAAUGGUAGCAGACUGAACUGUGGAAAUGUAUGCAAAAACCAAAGAGCACUGUGUGUAGCGUGAUCCUGGCCAAGAGUAUAGUCAAGUGAAGCAGUUUCUGAAAUGAAAGCUGACGACAUAGUCGUACAGAGCCUUCUGGAUAGAUAUGACAAACGGUUCUGAAGGGUGGAAGAUGAAGGCCACCAGGCGUCUGUUGGAAGCCUGGGAGCCAGUCGGGAUCCUCACAGCUGCGUUCUCCAGUUGGAACUUGAAUUGCCCGCUCUCCCUGGAGAAGAACUUGAUAGGGGUAUCUCCACACGGCUUUGGUCUCUCCAGAGGAGAUAUCCACUUGUCGUCGUAGUAGAAGAGAGCCAGGUCGAGAUAGGGACUGUUAGAGAAUGACUGCGAGCAGACCGGAAGCUGACCAAGCAGCCUACGAGUUGCCUCUGUGCUGCCCCCAUACUUAGCACACCUAAUGCUCUUCUUGAACUUUUCGUGCAGUGUUCUGCAGUGUUGGUUGUUUGCUAGGGAGCUCAUGUCGCGACAGAGAGGGUGAGCAACUGGAUAUCUGAAACUGUGUGUCUCUCGUAAAUCUUCAGGAAACUCUCAGACGUAUUUUCGUGGAUGCUCAGGAUUUCUGUGGUCUUGAUGUCGUAGAAGACGUAGAGACAAUUCUGGGGCGAGGAAUCGGACGGUUUCUGCGUGAUUGUUUUCUCGUUUGCGUACUUCAGCAAGAGGUGCCUCUCCCCCAGCAGCUGCACCUUUGAGAUGCGGAGGGACUUGAAAGUUGCGUAUUUGUUGAAAUGGUUCAGCAGCGGGAAACGGUCAGUCUGCGAGGACUGCUCCUCGGCCCGUCUCAGAAGAAAACAGAGGAAGCGGUGCUUGAGUGUGGUGAACCACGCCUCAGCGACGGCAUCUGUCGGCAAGAACUGCUCUGGUUCGAUCUCGGUCAAGUCGGGGAGAAUCAUGUUGGUCUCGGGGUAGCAAAAUCGGCCAAUGUCUUGAAGGUGGGUGAGAGUACCGUUUGAUAUCUCGAAGAGGUGCAUUGUCUGCUGUUGAAGGGAGAGGAUGGCCAAGAGAGAGUUACACAGAGAGAGCCCCUGGUUGUGCGAGAGGUUAAUCUUGUCAUAUUUGAACGUGGUCGAAUCGGUCACGCACUUACCGAGUAUGUCGACGAUGUAGACAGUGUAGUCUUCCAGGGUGCAGAGCGAGCUACUUGAAAUGGCCUCAUUGUUGCCCAGUAUGUCAGGCAUGUUUGGGUACCCAUCAUCAUCGAUUGUUUCAGACGAGACCACGAUUGCGUAUUGGCAGUCGUCGGUGAAAAGGCUACACUCUCGAUUCAGGUGUUCGCCAUUCUGCGCCAACCGUAUCGUGCAGUGUACUUUGAAAAAUUUGUCAAACAGAACCGCAACAUUCGCCUCCGAUUGCUCCUCCUGGUACAGACUAUGCGCUGCACCUGCCCCAAGGUACUCGUACACGACCACGUCCCUCUGGUCGUUCGAGAAGGCCAGCAGGAACCGCCCAUCUGGGGAGAACUUCCUCAGAAAGCCUGGGGGACUCAGCACACCUUGCUCUGUGUGGUUCGGGACAAUGCAGUGGUACUACAUCGAGCGUGUUAGGUGGUAGGACUUGGCUGGCCAGUGAACCAGCAACUGUCUCUCCACCAGCUUGUGCACGAGAUUCUGUGAGCGGCCCCGCCACCUACAACGCCUCAGGAACAUCCGCUCCACCUCUCUGUUCAUGUCGUCCGUUGUGUGCUCCGGGACGCUUCCAUUAGCUCCGGUGUCGACGUGGGUACGGAGUUCAUCCAUUAGCGAGCCUGUUCAGCAGCAGCAGCAGCACCACACCGUAACUUUGCUGCCGACGAGUUGUGUCUCUCGUUGUUCGGUCCGUUUUCUUGAAGCUUGUUGUGUUUACCUGCACGUGACGACGUGUGCCUC
Molecule: messenger RNA, 6631 nt
Organism: Geodia barretti
Lineage: Eukaryota; Metazoa; Porifera; Demospongiae; Tetractinellida; Geodiidae
Source: the annotation of a GenBank genome assembly